AUGGAAAAUAAGCAUAAUGGUGUUUCAUAUAGAGAAUCAGUGAUGGUCACAAUAAAGGGUAAUGAGGUUGAGCCUGAAAGGAUCUUAACUAUAUUCACAGCCAUUGACUUGUCAAAUAACAUGUUUGAUGGAGAGAUUUCACAUGUUAUUGGUGAGCUACAUUUGUUAAAAGGGCUAAACCUGUCCCAUAAUAAAAUUACUGGUCCUAUUCCUCAAUCCAUUGCAAAUUUGACAUAUCUAGAAUGGUUAGAUUUAUCAUCAAAUAGGCUUACAGGUGGGAUUCCUCUUGCACUGACAAAUCUCAACUUCUUUGAAGUUCUGAAUCUUUCACAGAAUCAACUUGUUGGAGAAAUACCUAGAGGGAAAUUGCCACAAGCAACUUCAUCAACUAAUGACAAAUUUGGAUUUCGUUGGAAACCAAUGGCUUUGGGAUAUGGAUGUGGAAUGAUGUUUGGAAUACUCAUGGGUCAAGUUGUUUUCUCAGCUGGAAAACGAGAAGGGUUUGUCAGAAUUUUUCAAGGGUUGAUGGUUUCUGCAAGCUUUGGCUUCGGAUUUCUUGUCCAUUUGGGAGGCAAGAGUUGGCUUUGUGAUUGCAUGAUGUUGGUUCUGGUUUUGUAA
Messenger RNA from Neltuma alba, 618 nucleotides. Its product is annotated as putative receptor like protein 25. Bases 1 to 618 code for a protein of 205 amino acids. Gene Ontology annotation, molecular function: protein binding. Lineage: Eukaryota; Viridiplantae; Streptophyta; Magnoliopsida; Fabales; Fabaceae. The transcript has 3 exons. The record is from RefSeq and is a predicted model, not a curated record.